Suillus subaureus is the source of this 552-nucleotide messenger RNA. RefSeq names its product WD40-repeat-containing domain protein. NCBI's taxonomy places the organism in Eukaryota, Fungi, Basidiomycota, Agaricomycetes, Boletales, Suillaceae. Gene Ontology annotation, cellular component: nucleus; transcription repressor complex. The record is from RefSeq and is a predicted model, not a curated record. The annotation marks the transcript as partial. Gene Ontology annotation, molecular function: protein binding. Gene Ontology annotation, biological process: negative regulation of transcription by RNA polymerase II. The transcript has 2 exons.
GUUCGGCUGUGGGAUGCAGGGACGGGGGAGCCAGUCGGUGAGCCCCUGCGGGGGCACACUGAUUCAGUAACGUCGGUCUCGUUCUCUCCGGAUGGCACUCGCAUUGUCACUGGUUCCUGGGAUAAGACUGUUCGGCUGUGGGAUGCAAGGACGGGAGAGCCAGUCGGUGAGCCCUUGCAGGGGCACACCUAUUCAGUAAGGUCUGUCUCAUUCUCCCCAGACGGCACUCGCAUUGUUACUGGUUCGGACGAUAAGACUGUUCGGCUGUGGGAUGCAGUGAUGAGCCAGCCGUCGCAAUAUUACGCUGUGUCAGAUCCGUCAGCAUUAUCAGAUGAUCCAUCCAAUGACGACCGCAGUUCCAGCCCCUUUGUCCUGAAUGUUGACAGUGGAUGGGUGGUAGGGCCCAAACAUCAACUGUUAUUUUGGGUACCACCCGCUUCCCGACAUUCAUUAUGGAGCCCGGGAACUUGCUUUGUGAUACCCAGAGGUCUCGAGCUUGAUUUGAGCCGCAUGACACAUGGACAACGUUGGAAAGAGUGUCGACAGGAGUGA